CAGAACAGAUUUCACUCUCCUCUUAUUAGCGACUUUCCAGGAUUCCAUUCACUCUCCUCCCCUCCCCUCCCUUCCUUCUUUCUUGAGCAGAGCUAGUAAGAGAGAGAGAGAGAGACAGAGAAUAGAAAUACUAGUGUUAGACAGAGGACCCCUCUUUCUAUCUAUUUGUAAAUCUUCUCUGUUCUUCUUGGUUGCUUGUGUUUCUUUGGAAUCAUCGCCACCUUUUUUUGGCCAAAGUAGAUUGAAGCAGAAAACAAAGAAAUGGCUGCCCACAACAACAAAAAUGUUGGAAUUCUGGCUAUGGAAAUUUACUUCCCUCCCACUUGCAUCCAGCAGGAAAUUUUGGAGGCUCAUGAUGGAGCAAGCAAAGGGAAGUACACAAUCGGGCUUGGACAAGAUUGCAUGGGAUUUUGCACUGAGGUAGAAGAUGUUAUCUCCAUGAGUUUGACAGCCGUGACUUCUCUUCUUGAGAAGUACAAUGUUGAUCCAAAGCAAAUUGGUAGGCUAGAAGUUGGAAGCGAGACUGUUUUAGACAAGAGCAAAUCCAUCAAGACAUUCUUGAUGCAAAUCUUUGAGGGAUGUGGAAAUACUGAUAUUGAAGGCGUUGACUCGUCGAACGCAUGCUAUGGUGGAACUGCAGCUUUGUUCAACUGCGUCAACUGGGUUGAGAGUAGUUCAUGGGAUGGACGUUAUGGACUUGUUGUUUGCACAGAUAGUGCGGUCUACGCUGCAGGACCGGCCAGACCUACUGGAGGAGCUGCAGCCAUUGCAAUGCUAAUAGGACCUGAUGCUCCUAUUGCAUUUGAAAGCAAGCUCAGGGGUAGUCAUAUGGCUCAUGCCUAUGACUUUUACAAGCCUAACCUUGCCAGUGAAUACCCUGUUGUGGAUGGCAAGCUUUCACAAACUUGUUACCUCAUGGCUCUCGAUUCAUGCUACAAGACUUUCUGUCACAAAUAUGAGAAGUUGGAGGGUAAGAAGUUCUCGAUUCUUGAUGCUGAAUAUUUUGUGUUUCAUUCUCCAUAUAACAAGCUUGUACAGAAGAGCUUUGCUAGGUUGCUGUUCAAUGAUUCCUUGAGGAACGCAAGUUCCAUUGAUGAGGCUGCAAAAGAAAAGCUUGCACCUUUUUCAUCUUUAAAUGGAGAUGAAAGUUACCAAAGCCGUGACCUUGAGAAGGCAUCCCAGCAAGUUGCAAAGCCAUUCUAUGAUGCAAAGGUGCAACCAACAACUUUAAUUCCAAAGCAAGUCGGAAACAUGUACACGGCAUCGCUCUAUGCUGCAUUUGCAUCUCUGAUUCACAACAAGCAUAAGACCUUGGAUGGACAGCGGGUGAUAUUGUUCUCAUACGGAAGUGGCUUGACUUCUACCAUGUUUUCACUCCGUCUCCGUGAGGGUCAACACCCAUUUAGCUUGUCAAACAUUGCAAGUGUGAUGAAUGUGGCUGAGAAACUGAAGUCAAGACACGAGUUCUCUCCCGAAAAAUUUGUCGAAACCAUGCAUCUGAUGGAGCACAGGUAUGGGGCAAAGGACAUUGUGACUAGCAAGGACUGCAGCCUCCUAGCCCCAGGCACCUAUUAUCUCCUUGAAGUUGAUUCCAUGUAUCGUAGAUCCUAUGCCAAGAAGGCUUGUGAGAAUGGAUCACUGGCCAAUGGUCAUUGAGGAUGGUCUGAGCAGAGUGGAGAUGCCAUGAAGCUGCCUCCUGUUUCUGUGGUUGUUUGCACAUGGAAGAAUAACUAUUAUGUUUUCAGUUGUAGUAUAGUAUAAUAAUAAUAAUAAUAAUAAUAAUCUUAGGAGAUAUUUAUUUGUAAGUUAAUGCUGAUGGAAUUCCAGCUCCCCUUGUUUUCUCGCCUUAGCACAGUUCUUGAGCUGACGAUGAUCAAGAGAUCAUCAAUGUAUUAUUGAUUUUAGUGAAUUCGUUGAGCCAAUUUAAUGAGUCACAACGAGCAAAUAUUAUUGCCUUCUG
Coffea eugenioides is the source of this 1960-nucleotide messenger RNA. Its product is annotated as hydroxymethylglutaryl-CoA synthase. Gene Ontology annotation, biological process: acetyl-CoA metabolic process. The record is from RefSeq and is a predicted model, not a curated record. Gene Ontology annotation, molecular function: hydroxymethylglutaryl-CoA synthase activity. The coding region runs from base 262 to 1656 and encodes 464 amino acids. NCBI's taxonomy places the organism in Eukaryota, Viridiplantae, Streptophyta, Magnoliopsida, Gentianales, Rubiaceae. The transcript is spliced from 12 exons.